Messenger RNA from Archocentrus centrarchus (flier cichlid), 2482 nucleotides. It is a transcript of the gene samtor, whose product is annotated as S-adenosylmethionine sensor upstream of mTORC1. Gene Ontology annotation, biological process: negative regulation of TORC1 signaling. The transcript has 5 exons. Bases 114 to 1292 code for a protein of 392 amino acids. Lineage: Eukaryota; Metazoa; Chordata; Actinopteri; Cichliformes; Cichlidae. The record is from RefSeq and is a predicted model, not a curated record.
CAAUCGGCUUGCGUGUUGUUGGCUGGUACGCCGGUACGCCGGUCGGGUUGCAGCUUGGAAAAGGGGAAGCGACUGGCGGAGGCAGCAUCGGCUGUUCAUUGUGGUGCGGUGCUAUGGACCCCAGGGGCAAUGUUGAGACCGGGGAGACAGAAAACCAGUCGGAACUGUUCUACGUGCCAAUUCCAAGCGAAGCACCGUGCAAGAGGGAGCAGGAAAAACUGUCAGGAGUCGUCAAAAACGUCCACAGAAAACUGCGUAGGAAAUACAGGGAGGUGGGCGACUUUGACAAGAUCUGGCGAGAGCACUGUGAGGAUGAGCAGACACUGAGUGAGUAUGCCCUCGCCAUGAAGAAUCUUGCUGACAAUCACUGGACCAAAAAGUGUGAAGGAGAGGGCCGCAUUGAAUGGUGUCGCAGUGUGUGUCAGGAGUAUUUUUUGGAUGGUGGAAUGAAAAGAGUGUUAGAAAAGGACCAGAAAAGUGCCACAGUUGCUUUGGGUGCGGGUGCAGCACCUGCAAGUUUCCAGCCAUACAGCACCAUCCCCAGUUCAAUCUCUCAGCUGGGGAAAAUGCGCCUUCUUGAUGUGGGGAGCUGCUUCAACCCUUUCUUGAAGUUUGAUGAAUUCCUUACAGUUGGUAUUGACAUAGUGCCUGCGGUUGAGAGUGUGUACAAGUGUGACUUCCUCAACCUUCAGCUCCAGCAGCCUCUUCAGCUGGCAGGUGACGCAGUAGAGGCUUUCCUCCGCCAGCUCCACAACCCCAUUGAUGCUCUACCUGCUCAGCUUUUCCACGUGGUGGUCUUCUCCCUGCUCUUGUCCUACUUCCCCUCACCGUACCAGCGCUGGAUCUGCUGUAAGAAGGCCCAUGAGCUGCUGGAGCUGCAUGGCCUGCUGCUCAUCAUCACGCCCGACUCCUCUCACCAAAACCGGCACGCCCUCAUGAUGCGCAGCUGGCGUGUCGCCGUGGAGUCGCUGGGCUUUAAGCGCUACAAAUAUGUCAAGUAUUCUCACAUGCAUCUCAUCGCCUUCCGUAAGGUGUCUCUGGCCACCACCAGUGACCUGGUGUCACGCAACUACCCUGAGAUGCUUUACAUCCCUCAGGACUUUAAUUCCAAUGAGGAGGAAGACUGUGAAGACAUGCCGUUACAGGUGCGCUCCGAGUUUGAGGAUGACCAGCUAGCUUGGGGCUUCACGGAGCUACCAGACACACCCUAUGAUUCAGAUUCUGGGGAGAGCCAGAGCAGCUCUGUACCUGGAUUUCAUGAGCUAGAGGAUCCCAUCCUGCUUCAGAGCUAGGCUAAACCAGCAACCCCCCCCCCCCGCUCUACCUAAAGCCCCUUUCAGACAUGGAAUAUGUAACAUUGCUGGCUUCAAAAGUCUGUGAAAGUGAUGGCAUUUUAUCAUUCAGAAAUAUCACUCAUUUAAUACCCCUAAUGGUUUCAUUCGAACAUACCCCUCACAGUGAGAGUGAAAGCUACAGUACAUGCAUGAUAUUUGCCACACAGUAUUAUCAGCAUUAAUAGUGAUUAUUGUAACCCCCACUUAUGCAAGUUUAGCUCUUUGCUGUUGUACCUAAGAGGAGGGUCUCUCACACAAACUCUGAUACGGAGAUUUCUCUUCUGUAAUGGGAACACACAUGCAUCACAGAGGUGUGUAAUCUUAUUUGAAACAUAUUUAUUACAUGUUAUUGCUAUUUAUUGCAUCCUCUGGUCAGCUGAGCAACUCAUAAAGAUGCACAAGACACAUGCAGAGUUGUAAUCUUGUGUGUGCCUAUCUAUUAACAUGUACAAAAGCAUUUCUAGGUUUGACCUAGUCAGACUGUCGUUGAGACAGAGUGACCAGGAUGCCGAUUCAGACGUGAAGCCGACGCAUUUAGAUGCUGCCAGAUUAUUGUAAAAGGAGUGAAUGUCUGAAAAGGGCUUAACGGUCCUCCCCUUCAACUGCUGCGCUGCCAAAUUUAACCAGCUGCAUUCUUACCCCACUUCUGCCCCUCCUCCUCAAAACAAUGCAGUUUGCACAGUGUGAAAGAGAGAAGUUUACAGAUUAUUUUCUCAUAUCCACACUCCUUUUAGAGUGUACACACAUACACGUACACACAUGCACACACACUCACACACACACACUAAGAUGGAUAUAUUUUGAUAAAUAGCUAGGUUUUUUAAGAGUUGGACAUUGAACGCCCACAAGAUAUAUGAACUCCCCGCUUCUCUUAAUAUCAAAAGUCAGCUUGUCUAUAUUCUGUAUUCAGUCUCUGUUUGAAUAAGCUAGGCUGCUUGGUACAAAAGCCAAAAACAGCAUACCCAGGCAGCCUGACAGGGGUUUGAUUGCACUGCUGAGACUGAUAUAAAAUGAUGGACUGGUGCCGUUGCUUCUGUCACAUACAGCUCAGCUUUCUGAAAUUGUUUUGAUGUUCACUUAGUUUUCCAAGACAAAAAAAAAAAACAAAUAAAAAAAAAAGCUUAUUGUUUGGAAAUAGAUAUCCUUAG